AUGGCGCACCUUCUACGCCGACCCCUCUGCUCAGCAGUGGGCGCCUUCUCAUCCUCGCCCUUACCACGAAGAUGUUUCUCUCAAUCCGCUCGACUAUGCGCCGGGGCCAUCCAACCACAAAUGAUGAAGCCAAAAGUAAAGGCAGAGCGCAGUAUGAGAGUGAUAACUAAAGAACAAACAGAGGUCCCUCUAGACGUCGGUCUCUUCCCUGCAACAUUCAUCCUCCCCCGAUUCUCGCACCGUCCCUCGAUCUUCAGAGAACCAAGACAGCAUCUGAAACUCCUCUGGCGCGGCUUCCGCUUCUACCUCCGCGACUGGGUCGGGUGUGUCGUAUUCAAAUUCGCAGGCCCCGAGCCUGGGUGGUUCGGCCGCUCGUUCAAGAUCGCGCGGAGCAAGAUCGUGCCUACAGCUUUGGCGCUGCAUAAACAGAUGUACACUUCCUUUGCCGAGGGAGACAUCGCCGCCGUCCGCAAAACCUGCACAGACGGACUGUACGAAACGCUCCGCGCUCGGAUUGCAACUAGGGGGAAGGGGGAGACGGUUCACUGGGAACUGGUCAAGUAUAAUAGGAGGGCGAAGCUGGUUAGUGAUCGCGUGUCGAGGUUUCCUAUUGAGGGUGCGGGCGCUAGACAGUCUGUGGUGCGGAUUCGCAGUGACCAGAGGUUGACGCGGUGGAGAGGGGAUCAGAUGGUGGAGGGAAGUGGGAAGGUGAAGAGCGUGGAGGAGUUUGUGGUUAUUCAGAAGAGGUAUAUAGGGUGGAAGGAAGAGGAGUGGAUGGUUUGGGGAACGACGUAUGAGACGGGGAUAGAGGAUGUGGAAAAUUGGCAGAAGGACAACUUGAUAUAA
Messenger RNA from Lachnellula hyalina, 846 nucleotides. RefSeq lists its product as uncharacterized. Bases 1 to 846 code for a protein of 281 amino acids. Gene Ontology annotation, biological process: protein insertion into mitochondrial inner membrane from matrix. The record is from RefSeq and is a predicted model, not a curated record. Lineage: Eukaryota; Fungi; Ascomycota; Leotiomycetes; Helotiales; Lachnaceae. The transcript has 2 exons. Gene Ontology annotation, cellular component: mitochondrial inner membrane; mitochondrion.